AUGGUUAAGGCUCGUGAGUCUUGGCCUUUCCCAGAGCAUGUGGCUUGGCCAUCUCUUUAUUUGAAUGGCGCUAGUACAUUGCCGGAUUCUAGUUUUUGUGGUCAUUCAGCGUAUCUGAAUCCUGCUCUCAGUGCAUUUCCAGGGUUCACAACUCCUGCUACUCCAAGCCUGCAGACUGAUCAGACCAAUGAAGUUCAAGGGUUUGUUCAGGAUCCCAAAACAGAACCGUGUUUGAAAGAAAGAAAUAAUCACGGAGCUAUGCAAAAUGCAAAUCCUGCAUCUUUGCAGAAGAAAUUUAUUAUAUUUGACCGGUCUGGUAAUAAGACAAGAUUGUUUUAUAGUCCUGUCUUCCCACUUAAUCAGAGUCCAAUUGAUACUACUAUGCAAUUCGCUCGAGCAACUGAUUUUGGUGAAAAGCAUUUACCAAAAUACAGUUUUCCGGAUGAGUCUGAUCAGGAUCAUGUUGUGAACGAAGAAAGUGAAAUGCAUGAAAACACAGAAGAAAUCAAUGCAUUGCUUUAUUCUGAUGAUGAUGAGGAUGAGGAUGAAAACGAUGAGGUAACAAGUACAGACCAUUCUCCAUUGAGUCAAAAACCAUUUGAGGACAUAAAGGAGGAUGUCGCUAGCUCUGAUUGGCCAAGCAAACGGCAUAAGCUAAUUGACAGUGGCUAUGCAAGAUUACCUCCGCCUCUGGACAGUGCUAGUUCUGUUAGACUAAACGAACCAUCUGAGUGUGUUAGCGAUGCCGAAUCCAAAUAUUCUGGCAGGCAAAUGUAUUUUACCAGGAAAACCGAAGAGGAUAAUUCAGCCGUUAGUGAUAUUCAAUUGAGAAAGGCUAAAAUCCGUGAAUCAUUGAGAAUUCUCGAGAACUUAACUCCCGGAGCAAAAGGAAAGCAUCCACUGUUAGUCAUCGAUGAAACUAUCGAUUACUUAAAAUCUUUGAUGUCUCAAACUGGUAUGCUUGGGGUAAAAAAUCACUAA
Molecule: messenger RNA, 981 nt
Organism: Lathyrus sativus (Indian pea)
Lineage: Eukaryota; Viridiplantae; Streptophyta; Magnoliopsida; Fabales; Fabaceae
Source: the annotation of a GenBank genome assembly